AGCAAAGAAAUCCUGAUGAAGGUCAGGAAGAUGGUCCCUCCAAUGCUGGAGAAAUUCCACAAGGGUAUCCCGCGCAACAGCAGAGAUCUCCGGCUUGAUCUAACUGAGCUCAGGACAAAUGGGUAGGGUUGCAGUCAUUGGAGGGAGUGAAGAUUAUACGGGAGCACCGUACUUCUCAGCAAUGGCCAGCGCCAAACUGGGCGCAGACAUGAGCCAUGUUAUCUGCGAACCUCAAGCCGCCCAGGUCAUUAAGACCUACUCCCCGAACCUCAUGGUUCAUCCUUUGAUGCGACAAUCCUCCCACGCCGGCACCCUGGAAUCCGCCUCGUCGAUUGCGAAAAAUGUCAUCGACAUGUUGCCUCGAUUACAUGUAUUAGUGGUUGGGCCUGGUUUGGGACGGGAUAAGUUGAUGCAUGAUACUUGUGCAAAGGUUCUUGAAGCUGCUAGGAAGCAGAACGUGCCAUUCGUGCUGGAUGCGGAUGGAUUGAACCUUGCACAGACACGGCCAGAGUUGGUACAAGGGUACAAGGAGUGCAUACUAACACCAAACGUCGUGGAAUUUGGGCGAUUAUGCAAAAGUAAGGGCAUUGAUACUCAAGGACUCAAAGAAGGGAGUGCGGUAGAGAAGUUAUCGAAGGCGUUUGGGGGUGUCACCAUCAUACAAAAGGGGCCGAAUGAUUAUAUUUCUAAUGGGGACAACACCUAUGUAUGUGACAUACAAGGUGGACUGAAGAGAAGUGGUGGUCAAGGGGAUACGUUGACCGGGACUUUGGCAACGUUCCUCGCGUGGAGAAAGGCGUAUUUGGACAAACUUUGGGAACACGAGGGUGAUUUGGAUUCGGUUGAAUUGCUGGCUCUGGCAGCUUUUGGUGGAAGUGCAAUAACAAGAGAAUGCUCGAGGCUGGCUUUCGCAAAGAAGGGGAGGAGUAUGCAGGCAAGCGACCUGACUGAGGAAGUCUAUGUUGCUUUCAAGAAUCUUCUUGGGGAGUCUGCUCCUAAGCUAUAAUGAUGUACAGGAGGAAGGAUAGCAUGAAUGAACACAGAUGCUCCUGUCAAAAGCCUUUCGAACAAUU
Amorphotheca resinae ATCC 22711 is the source of this 1073-nucleotide messenger RNA. RefSeq lists its product as hypothetical. The record is from RefSeq and is a predicted model, not a curated record. Lineage: Eukaryota; Fungi; Ascomycota; Leotiomycetes; Helotiales; Amorphothecaceae. The coding region runs from base 119 to 1006 and encodes 295 amino acids. Gene Ontology annotation, biological process: metabolite repair. Gene Ontology annotation, molecular function: ATP-dependent NAD(P)H-hydrate dehydratase activity. The transcript is spliced from 3 exons.